Ectocarpus siliculosus is the source of this 177-nucleotide messenger RNA. The record is from the annotation of a GenBank genome assembly. NCBI's taxonomy places the organism in Eukaryota, Phaeophyceae, Ectocarpales, Ectocarpaceae.
AUGGCAAUGUCGCACGUGCCAGCACAUAUUCGGCAAGCACACGGAGGGCACCCGACACGCGGACGUGGAUCGUCACGAGCAGGGAAAAAAGCACAGGGUUCGAUCAACGGGGGCACCAUCUCAGACCUGCAGAAGGCUGGCGUCACGACGCUCUUGCCUUUCGGGCUUUGCAAGUGA